AUGCGUUCGCUGCAGUUGUGCCGUAGGGGAGGCGUUACCCCGCCGUUGUUGUGGCGUCUGCCACUCCUGCGGCGUUUGGCGCCGGCCUGGGCUGACGGAGGCAUUGAGAUUAAAAGAAGCCACGGUGCGCAGCGUGGCGGCUGUGUGUGUGCCAUGCAAGUGGUGCUGCGGCAGCACAGCACCGCGCGCCCGUCGCCCGUUUCCCCUGGAGGAGGCGCAGGUGGUGCGAACGGGGGUCAGGCAGCCGCCCCUCGUGGCGAUGCUGCGGAGGGGCACGGUGGCGGGGACAGCGCAGUUGUCACCUCCCUGCUUCCCGCUUCCGGAACACUUCGCACCGUCCGUCUUCACAACAUGCCGCGCACCUGGUUGCACGAGGAAGUGCUGCAAUUUCUUCAUCAGGUAGCGGAGCACGCAGGUAUCGCGCCUCCAUCCAGUGCUGCAGCGACGGAGGCAGAUGGGCACCGUCAUGAGGAGGAAGACGCAGAUGACGAGGACGUGACGUCGGCGGUGCCGCACGUCACGUCUCCCUUCGUCGCCCGCAUGCACAUCCCUUUUGGACGUCGCACAGGCAUAGUCUACGGCGCUCCCAUCAUUCAGCUCACCUCUGAGGCCCUCGUUUGUUAUCUGCUGAACGAUCUGAGGUUUGACCCGGACGACUACCGCAGCCGUAUUUACUUCACGGAGGUGGUGGGCGACAUGCAUCAUGCGUUCACAACGACGGCGACGGAACUCACCGAUGCGGAGGAAUCUCUGAAGCAGGAGCAGCGGGAUGCCCUUGAGACACUUGAGUUGGAUCGCUACCUGAUGGCCCCUGACCUGCUCUACGACAUGGCGAAGAUGCGGCAGCGACGACUCGUGACGCGGCGGUCAAAGCUGCUGCUUCACACCUUUGCCGAUACGGAGAGUCCUGCAGAGGAUGCAGCGGACGAGGCUAACGAGCACGAGGAUGACCCGGCAAGUGAGUCUAAAGACAGACGGCUGACAGGGCAGAAAAAGUCGCGGCAAACGCUGCGGUGCGCUGGCGACUACAAGGAGCUGGGGCGUGGCUCUAUACACAGUGUGCCACUUGCGCUGCCAUACGUGCAGGGUCGUCGCGGUACAUGA
Molecule: messenger RNA, 1104 nt
Organism: Trypanosoma rangeli
Lineage: Eukaryota; Euglenozoa; Kinetoplastea; Trypanosomatida; Trypanosomatidae
Exons: 1
Coding region: 1-1104 (367 amino acids)
Source: RefSeq, a predicted model, not a curated record